AGGAGGACCCAGACCAAGAUCCAGAGCUGUUUUUGAACACUAACUUGAAUCAUUGCAAGUUUACUUCAUUACUGCGACUGACCCCGAUCUCACCCUGCUCCUGGCCAGCACCCACUACACGCUUCUGUACUCCUGCUGGUGCCACUAGUAUACAGCGAAGAUCAAACCAUCUUGACGGCUUCAUUGAUUUCGUCUAACUUCCACUUGCUCCCCACAUACACGCACCCCAACAGAGACUGAGUUGUUUAAAGGGAAGGCUGUGACUAUCUUCUUGCGUCGUGAAACACAAAGGAAAACAUUUCAGGGAGGUCACAACCGAGUCGGAGGCACAAUGUAUGCAGUACACCACAACGUACGGUUCCUUCCCCUUACCGCUUCGUCAGGUGUCUACUAUUGUUGUAAUUAAGUGAACAGCAGCUAAUUGUUGGUGACUGUAGGUAUGGCCCUCAUUGUUCCAACUUUCAUAGGUGUAGUUUUCUUAGGUGGGUGAUGCUUUCGGGGGCGUUCUUCAAGGAGGAGGAAAUGAGCAAUUUAAUUAAUCGCGCUUGGAUAUUAGAUGAAUUAAAAAAAAAAGAUUAAUAUAGAACUAACAGCUUACAUAAUUAUAUUAAUUACUUCCAGGGUGCCUCUAAUCUCUCCUAUUAGCCUUCUUCCUCCAUCCCUUAGCUUUUUUUUUUUACCUUUCUUCCUUCAGGGGUCUGCGAGAUAAAAAAAAAAGUAAAUUAUAAAAUAAAGGAAUAGGGUGUAGGAAAAACAAAGUUGUGCAACAACAUGAAGGAAAAAUAAGAGGAAAGGAGCAGAAGGGGGACCUAAAAAAAGAAAGGGUUACAUGUUACAAGAAAAGGAAACUUCUAAAGUUGGCGGGCCUGAUUGCAAGUACUGAAGUGUUGGCAGCCCUUCCCGUUUGUUUACCUCGUGAUGGCUGCAGCGAAGCAGUGGUGUUAAUUCCCACUUACCAUAGAUAUUCAACCAUUUCUAUAGAUUCGGACGAAUUUAUGGAGCUCCUGGAUUCAGAUAGUAUCAAAAUAUGAAAAAGAUAAGUGCCAAAUCUCAAAUUAAGAGGGGGAACACCUGCAUACCUGGUGAAGAUAACAUACAUGUGGGUAAUGAAGGAGGAAGUGAUCAUAAUGUUGAAACUUCACCUCCUAUUCACCUUGGAAACGUUGGGGUCAAGCUGGAGAAUGAGGGGCGUGUGGAAGGCCCCGCGGGACUACUGGAGACUGUGGAGGAGGUAGUGGAAGCGCCCUGGGAGGAAAUAGCAGGACCAGACCUCUCCCAAGCCUAUGUGGUUGAUUUAACCCAACAGUUCAAUCGCAUUUUCGUCCAGACAUCUUUUAAUAGCUUUAAAGAGUUUGAGAAGCUGUUCAACAAAUUUAAAGCUGAAACUGGUUCAGUAUUUCGAAUCAAGUCCUCAUGCAGUGUUGCCUAUGAAAAUUCUCGUAGGAAGAGGAAUUUCAUUCCAUCCCGUUUCAAGUUCGUCACUGUGCGGUACUGCUGUGUGCACUACGGCCAUCCUAAGAUGGCUGGCCAAGGCAUCCGCACCAAGCAAAGAUACCUCCCGUGUGGGUGCGAGGCCAUGCUGUCUGUGUCAUACAACUGUGGCGCCCUUGUCAUAUCCCAGGCCAACAUGCGGCACAACCACGAUGUGAGCUGCGAGAUGGCACCUUUCUAUGCUAUCAACCGUCGCAUCACUAAUGCUGAGCUGAAGGAAGUGGCAGAUGUGGUGGAAGUGAUGACCAACAGCCGGGCCCUCCAGCACUUCCUCCGGGUGCAGUUUCGUCGUGCCACCACCCUGCAGGAUGCCAAGAAUGUUCGAACUCGAGUUAAGGCCAUGAAGACAACCCAGUCAGAUACAACCAAAUCUCCAGGCUCUGAUGAAGAAGAGGAGGAAGAGGAGGAACCAGAUGAGGAUAUAAUCAUGGAUAGUACUGCUCAAGAUGUUCAUUUUAGGAAGAAGGAAGAGGUAGUGAGAAAGAUUGACAGAAGUGAAUGUGACUACUGGGGAGAAGCCACCAUUCCUAAAACUGCUAAAAGACAAGAAUAUCAGCAGCAAUAUCAAGAGGGGGAGAUGAUAGCAGAGGUGGAAAGAGAGGAGCAGGAACCUGAACUUGAACCUGAUAUGAGAAGAGAAGUCCUUGGUGAAAUAAGAACCAGACUGUUCAGUGUGAUGGAAAACUGUAAUCCUAGAGUUUUCAAAGAACGUGUGUCUGUUAUAGAAAAGCUGAUUGAGGGCUGGGAAAAUAACAACCCAGUCCAUGUACAAUACUUGGAGAAGAGUAAUUUCAAAGCCAGAACAAUAGAAAAUGCACAUUGUAUAAACACAUCACUAGAAAGAAUAGAGAAUAAAAAUGAUAGGAAUGCAAAUUCCUUUACAUCAUUUGACAGCUUGAAUGUUGCACUACCUGUAAUGGAAAUGAAAGGAGAGUCACAGUUUUUUCCUAUACAAGUGAAUAAGAAAUUAGCUAUAGUAGAACACAAGAGUCAGCCAAGGGUCAUUAAUAUGAUGGAGAUAACAAAUGAGAACUCACCUAUCACCAACAACAAAACAAGGAACAUCCAGUGUUCCAUGGAGAGAGAAAAUUGCAAAAAUGGUGAACGAAGACCAGUUGUACUUUCUAUAGUUAAGGGGUUUGUUGGGGGGUGUGACCAGGCUCUGGAAGUAGAGAUUGAAGUGGAUGGUGAAGUGGCCAAAGUGAAGGCUGUCAAGCGGGAGCCUCUAGACUACUAUGAAGUAAAUGUUGGAGACUAAAAGAUGUCAGUGUUGUGUUAGAUUCUUAUUACCUCCUCUCAGUUAACAUUAAUUGCUAUUUUGAUAUCCUGAGAUAUUUUCCAUUCCUUACUGACAGCUCACUACAAAGAAAAUUAAGUGUAAUUUGUCUGUAAAUAAAAGUAUUGAUCAUUAUAUUUUUAUGAAAGUUUCAUAGUUGCAUUUGUUCCAGCACUGGCAUAGAUGUAUUUAGCCAGUUUAGAGGAGAAAGAAUAUGCCCAUAAUGAAGGGAAUGCUUAGAGAGAUUUUAUUAAUUCCACUGUGCCCUGUCAUAGUGAUUGAUAAUAAAGGUAUUUCUAGUAUAUAAAUAUGUAGAUGAAUUUCCUGCUGCUCCUCUUUUUUUCUUUUCUUUUUCUUCUUUUUUUUUUACAUAAAAUAGGAUAAACUUGGUAUUUGAGUGAUCUUUGAAAGGCUUUAUUGAUAUAUUCUGAAGUUCUAAGCACUGUUUAAGGACUGGCAAGUUUCUUUUAUUAUUACUUUUGAUAAAGGAUAACAAGUCAAAACAAAUCCA
Molecule: messenger RNA, 3278 nt
Organism: Scylla paramamosain (green mud crab)
Lineage: Eukaryota; Metazoa; Arthropoda; Malacostraca; Decapoda; Portunidae
Exons: 3
Coding region: 1028-2749 (573 amino acids)
Source: RefSeq, a predicted model, not a curated record